Aquila chrysaetos chrysaetos is the source of this 1907-nucleotide messenger RNA. RefSeq lists its product as uncharacterized. The transcript has 2 exons. The coding region runs from base 814 to 1476 and encodes 220 amino acids. NCBI's taxonomy places the organism in Eukaryota, Metazoa, Chordata, Aves, Accipitriformes, Accipitridae. The record is from RefSeq and is a predicted model, not a curated record.
GAAAAAGCAGCACUGGUCCGGACAGGGGACACAGCCCCGGCCGGGCACGCGCAGGCUUUGCCAGGGGAAGCCUUUGCAUAAAUUGGUGGUUUAGGUCAAGUUCUCUUUUUUCAGAGACCUGGGAUGUCUCUUUGUUGUUGUUUUGUUUUGGUUUUUUUUUUUUUAAACAGAGGAUGCAGAUAAAGCCUGGUGAUGUGGAACCUUCCCGAAGAGAUGAUUUUUGGAGGAUAUCAUCCUUCAGAGGUUAGGAACCAGAGCACUUGUUCUUUGUGGACACCAGCCAGGGUUUGGGGUUUUUUUUUUUUGUUGUUUGCUUAUUUGUUUUUUAACUCCACAUUGGGAAUAAUCUCCGAGAGACAGUUUCAUAAUAUUUUACAUUAAUUUAAGACCGAAGUGUAUUUUAUUUGUACAUUUGCCAGGAUUUUGAAGUCUCCCUCCCAGGCUCCUGUCCUCUUUUAAAAUGUCUCCGGAGACUCCUUUGAUGCUCCUAGCAUGAGAGAUCCCACCACCCCACAACGCAAGAGAUUGUCUGAAUUGGAAACUUUCCCAGAACAAGUUUGCCGGUUAAAGGGCUCUAUUUGUGAUGAAAUAUAGCUCAGUCCACAGGGUCUUACCUUCAGUACUCUCAAACCGUUGUCUCAGACAGCGUUAACCAGUACUGCGCUUGACGUGCUCCUCUCUCCUUAAGAGACGCCAAAAGACUUUGUUAUUGUCAAUAAAAUUCCUACUGGGGCUCGGUGCGGCUUUGCCUGGUUUGCCCUAGGUUUUGACUGAGUUUUACAGCCCCAUAUUUAAGACCAGACGGCACCACGGAUGGUGCCACGGACAUACCCUGCACGAACACGAACCGCACACCCGGGGACACGCUGCGCGGCUCGGGGUCCUGCCCUGCGCCGGACAGGAGAGGACGCAAACCAGAAGCAGGAUGACAGCCCGGAUGCUUUCACUCUCUCUAAGAUGCUAUCAGGAGUAGCCGCAGCCUGGCAGCUCUCAGGAUUGUAUCACAAACCUCCUGUGAUGGCUUGGUUCUCCAAAAGCUCCUAUUCUCGCUGCGCUAGGAGGAAUACCCUUCCCAUUGAAGACCAGAAGACCCAGGUAGCCUGGGCUGGGAAGUCACCCUGCUCCCAACGGGGAAAGCCACCUCGUGCCAGAGCGGAGCCCGAGUCCCUUGGAGGAAGAGCUCCCACCUCCGUCCCCGCACAUGGAGGAGGAGAGCGGAGCUGCCGGAGCUUCUUUGUCCCCUCGUCCUCCUUCCCUGCCCAAAAUCUGAUCUUUCCCUGCGAGAGCCUGUUGAUUCCUAUAGACGGACGUUCAGAUGCUGAUGGGCUCAGGUGUGUUUGUGCACAGACUUCCUACCUCCAAUUCUUUUUAAACAUAACCAAUUCGUCUAUUCUAAUUAAAAAGAUCCAAGUUUGUAUCGCUGAAUGCCCGCGACUGAGUAUUUUCAGUUACCAUCUGCGGGCUAUCCGUGAAUAACGAAGCGCGGCAGGCUGCUGCGAGGCUACGGAGGUGGGCAAAUGCGGCGGGCAGGAGGCUGCGGAAGGAGCCCCUGCAUCGGGGUCGGGGUCCCAACCCCAGCAGCCCCCGUAGCUGCUUCCCCGACCUGCAGGGGCCACGAAUGCGGUCCCUUAUGCUCAACCCUUCGUAGCUGAGGCACACGCAUCCCAGAGCAUCCCACCACCUGACCACGACAGGGCAUGAGUUGUCUGGGGAUUAAAGUGAUGAAGAUGAUCUGGAAAACUCAUUCUGCGUGUGAAAACAAUGGUAAUCAAUUUUAAUAAAUUUUGAACAAGCGAUCAAAUGAGUGAUUUACAGACUUGGGCAAGCAGACAGGGAUGCAAACAGGAUAAAAAAAAAUACAGGAAAAGCCAUUAUUUAAAUCUAUGUUGUUAAUAAAAUUUACAGUU